Messenger RNA from Xenopus tropicalis (tropical clawed frog), 1111 nucleotides. It is a transcript of the gene tac1, whose product is annotated as tachykinin precursor 1. Gene Ontology annotation, biological process: tachykinin receptor signaling pathway. The record is from RefSeq and is a predicted model, not a curated record. NCBI's taxonomy places the organism in Eukaryota, Metazoa, Chordata, Amphibia, Anura, Pipidae. Gene Ontology annotation, cellular component: extracellular region. The transcript is spliced from 7 exons. Bases 273 to 638 code for a protein of 121 amino acids.
CGAAGCUCCUCUGGACCUGCCCAUCUCCACUUAUAUAUAGUGGAGAGCUCUCCAGAGUGUAUUCAGAUAGACACUGUAUUCACAGGCACACGAGCCUGGGUGGGUGACAGAAGAACAGCCUCUUCUACUGAGUACAAAAUACAGAUCCACCCAGCUGAGCUGCUGCUAAAUAUUCUUACUGAUCCUUCUGCACUUAAGUGUCUUCUCCGCACCUGCCUCCGACACCGUGCAGGGCAAUUUACUGCAGCCUCCUACAGUGAAUACAGGGUGCCAUGAAAAUCCUUGUAGCAUUUGCUGUCGUUCUUCUGGUUUCAGCACAAGUGUUUGCGGCAGAAAUUGGAUUUAAUGAAGACAGUGACUGGCCUUACAGCGACCAAAUUCAGGAGGACAUACAAGGGCCUGUAAUUGAAAGAAUUCUGCAGAGAAUCGCAAGGAAACCCAGACCGGACCAGUUCUAUGGCCUAAUGGGGAAACGGAAUAAUGGAUUCGGUCAAAUUUCCCGCAAACGAUUUGGUCAAAUAUCUCGCAAACGGUAUAAAUCAGGUUCCUUUUUUGGACUUAUGGGCAAACGAUCUUUAGACUCGGGAUCUUCAGAAAGAAACUCACUACUGAAUUAUUAUGAUACCAGAAGAAAAUGAGACUCCUGCCGCCCCAACUAUUUGUUAACCUUCAUUCAUUGAUGGAAGAUGAAGUGUAAUAUGUUAAUAUCCAGUAAAAGGAAUACCUAUUUAUUUUAAGACUUGAUUGUUUUAGCUUCUAUAUUCAAUAAAGCUAUUAUUUUUAAUAGUGUGGCAAUGAUACUUGUUAUCUAAGUGUGCUGUGAUCCUUCAGUUAAGACGCUCAAUGGACUAAAAUAAAGCACAUGAAUGACUUGUAGGGAAAUGACAAAUGAAACAUCACUUUCAUAUAUUUGAAGCAGUGAGCAACCAAUGUGGAGUGCCGUGAGUCCAAUGUUUCCAUGUUUCCAAAAAUCCUGUAUCUUGUUAAUGAGAAUAAAUUAGUAUCAUUGCAGCAUGUUUUUUUAUGUGAAUCCAAAGUCUUCAUUUCACAGUAUAGAUUUUUUUCUGAUAGUGGCACUUUGAAUAAAAAAAAAUUGAGAUUUUGCAACAUU